Molecule: messenger RNA, 1892 nt
Organism: Polyodon spathula (Mississippi paddlefish)
Lineage: Eukaryota; Metazoa; Chordata; Actinopteri; Acipenseriformes; Polyodontidae
Product: ras association domain-containing protein 8-like
Exons: 3
Coding region: 219-1487 (422 amino acids)
Biological process (GO): signal transduction
Source: RefSeq, a predicted model, not a curated record
ACACACACUGCAAGCGUGAAGAGAGCGCAGAGACCGACCAGUCUCUCUGAAGGACCUGUGCGGCACUAAUCCCAGAACGGGUCGGGUGUCUUACCCGGUUCGUCUCUGAACACAGAGGAACCUCCUUGGUUUGAUUCUGGUGAAUCGAAUUCCUGAAUAGUCACUGUUGUUCUCCACUGCACUGAGUUGCUCCUCUAAACCUCCUUCAUCUCCACGCCAUGGAGCGCACAGUCUGGGUGGAUGGAGUUCAGAGGGUCAUCUGUGGAGUCACUGAGAAAACUACCUGCCAAGAAGUGGUGAUAGCGCUGGCACAGGCAAUGGGUCGCACGGGCCGCUACACCCUAAAGGAGAAGUUUAAGGAGUUCGAACGCAGCGUGACGCCAGACGAGAAGCUGCUGGAGUCCCUGAAUAAAUACGGGCAGCAGGCUAGCGAGGUGCAGCUCAUCCUGAAACACAAUGGCCCUUCCCUCGAGACAAGGCGCUGCGCCCAGAUCCGCGGCACUCGCGGAGCGGCCAGGAGUCUGCACCGGCAGAGCCUUCCUGCUCUGGACAAGGUCCGGAUGAGCGCAGAUCCAAAUCUGGAAGAGAAGAAACCCAAGCGCAAAUCGCUCACCUUCGCAGAGGAGGCCAGGGAGUGGAUCGAGUCCUUCACCAAAACAAGACUGCACCGAGUCAGGGGAAAGGGGAAGGAUGCUGGGAGGAGAGACUCCAGCGUAGUCAGCCAGCCCGCAGAGGAAUCGGGCGAGAUUAUCCACCUACAGAACAGCCGAGAGAUCUCCAGCAAGGAGGGGAAUCUGCCCAGGAUCACAGACGACCAGGAGGAGUCAAGUCCUGGGCAGGCAACCAAAGAGGAGCUACACCAUCUGAUCAGGAGGCAACAGGCCCAACUCGAGACCUUCCAGGCCCGUCUGGAUGCCACCGAGGCAGAGAUCCGAGUGCUGGAGGAGCAGGAGAGCCUGGCCGAAGAGCAGGAGAGCCUGGCCAAGGAGCUCGCCCGUCUCGGGCAGCUGGUGGAGUCGCGGGUGGCAGACGUGGAAGAGGUGGACUUCUGGGAGAACGAGCUGCGGGCGGAGGAGGUGUACGGGCAGGACUUGCAGGAGCAGUUUCUGGAGAUGAAGGAGAAGGUGCAGGAGUGUAAAGAGAAGCUGGAGGAGUACAAGAAGAGGGAGUCGAGGCACAGCUCUCGGGCAGAUCAGGCAGGCAGGCUGGCCGAAGAGCUGAGCCAGGGCUGCAAGGAGGGCGGCCGGAUGGAAAACUCCCUGGUCCUGACCCAAGAGACUGACCAGGACUUCCAGGUCAGUCGCUCUCUCCGGGCGGCACCCUUCCCAAGGGUAUCGUACCGUUUUAGCGACACGAGUGCCAGCCCGGGACCGCUCAGGGAGUGGGUGGCGCGGUGGUCCAAAGAACUGUCGUCUUCCUCUUCUGCAGCCGGCGAGCUCAGCGAUUGUGCCGAGGCAGUCCAGCAGACGGACAGCACGGCAGUUUGAGAGCAGUGAAUAUAAGCCCCGUCCCCUGCACUGACAGACUCUCCCUCAUUGUCUUUCCAGAAGAAACAGAACUGGAAGCUUUAACUGGUGAGCUCCCACAAGCUACCCUGCGGCACCUCAUCCACGGAAUGGGGCACGACCCCCUGCCCCGCUCCCCCAGGACGAUCCCACGUGGUAUGAAGCCACACCUCUCCCUGUCCAACUCGCCCCGGGAGACCAGAAAGAGAUCCAUGACAAUCACACCAGAGGAAUCAGAAGUGCUCUCCGCUCCUCCCCUCCGAACCAGGAAACCCCAGCGUCACAGAACUGCUUCACGGUUACACCAGUACAUCACUAGGGUGUACGACUGAUGUUAGAACUGUAACUUGUAAAUACAUUUAAAUCCUAAAUACAUUCUGUCAGUAU